Molecule: messenger RNA, 802 nt
Organism: Aspergillus welwitschiae
Lineage: Eukaryota; Fungi; Ascomycota; Eurotiomycetes; Eurotiales; Aspergillaceae
Exons: 1
Coding region: 84-563 (159 amino acids)
Source: RefSeq, a predicted model, not a curated record
CACUUGCCACUGCAGUUUUAUACCUAUCUCUUGCUUUUUAUUAUUACUCGAGCACACGUCUUGUUGGAAUAGGAGGCAUUGCUAUGAUCGGUGUUAUGGUCACUGUGUCGGUCUUCCAUGCAGCGUUCACCACGGUGCACUUAUUACUGUCACUUUCUCACCAAAGCAAAAUAUCGCGAAAGACAGAUGCUGAGAGUCGGCCGCUGGGAUCAGAAGGGAUAUCAGACACAAAUCAGAGGGUCGGGUCAACUGAGGAACCCGUGGAAGAGCAAAAACAGCCAGUUUUCUGUUUCUUGAAUCUUGUCAUAAGGGUCUAUGAAAGCUUUGUUAAGCCGAUGAUGGACUACUUCCUUACCAUGAUUGUCAGUUAUGUGGAGCCCUUGAAGUCCGGUGAUACGAUCUCUUUCUAUUCCUUUUACCUUGAUUAUUGGAGCUGGGAACACCAAAAAUACACCAUAAUCUUCUGGAUUCUGCUGGAAGGGUCUGUCACCUGCGCUUUUAUUGUGCUGAGUGCGAUUGAGUUACACCAAGUUCCCAAGGCAUGCAUCCGGCCAAGUCAAUAAGUAUGAACCGCGGGCCAUGGUAGCGACUGUUACUGCCUUCCCACAUCGGCGGUGGAAGACAGAUCUUACUGAACGAGCAAACGUGGUAUUGGUGAGAAGUAUACGUUCCAAAGGAGGGAAGAGAAGGAAGUCCUCCAGUGUCAGGUUACUUGGCGCCAGGUUCCCCACAUGAUCUGCAACAGGUUGUCAGACUUCUACAUGUGAAUACAAAGAAUGACGGGAACAUGCGCGAGGUGUUU